Molecule: messenger RNA, 1926 nt
Organism: Soboliphyme baturini
Lineage: Eukaryota; Metazoa; Nematoda; Enoplea; Dioctophymatida; Soboliphymatidae
Source: the annotation of a GenBank genome assembly
AUGUUUAGCGAUCAAAUUGCCAUACGUCAGUCACAGAUCGACAAAUCAUACGCCGGUCUGCAGGACCUUUGUCAAGAACGUCGACAGCGGUUGGAAGGUACUCUGCAGCUGUACAACUUACAUCGACAAAUCGAUGACCUGCUGCAGUGGAUAGCAGAGCGAGAGGUGGUCGCCGGAUCUCAUGAACUAGGACAGGACUACGAGCAUGUGCAGAUGCUGCAAGAGCGGUUCCGCCAGUUCGCGAAGGACACCGAGUCAAUCGGCUCCGAACGGGUUUCGAAGGCGAAUCAGGAGUGUGACAUGUUGAUGAGUAUGCAUCACCCGGAUGCGCCGACCGUCGCAUUGUGGAAGGACAAUUUGAACGAGGCGUGGGAGAAUUUACUAGAACUGAUCGACACGCGCACUCAGAUGCUGGAAGCUAGUCGCAAGCUGCACAAGUUCUUCCAUGAUUGUCGCGACACACUGUCUCGAAUUAUGGCCAAGACUCACAGCAUGCCCGAAGAACUGGGUCGUGACGCUAGCAGCGUGGCAAAGCUGCAGCGCAAACAUCAGAACUUCCUGACGGACUUGAUGUCGUUAGAGAACCAACUUCUGUCGGCGUACGCCGGCGACAAAGCUAUCGAAAUACAGGCUCGCGAGAUGGAGGUGUUGGGCGCGUGGCGUCAGUUGCAGGCGAUCUGCGAUGGCCGUAAGUUGAAACUGGUCGACACCAGCGACCUGUUCCGCUUCAUGCUGAUGGUGCGUGACUUGCUGCUAUGGAUGGACGAGGUGAAACGCGAGAUGAACACACAGGAGAAGCCGAAGGACGUAAGCGGCGUCGAAUUGCUCAUGAACAACCACCAGUCGCUGAAGGCAGAGAUCGACGCCCGCGAGGAGAACUUCAGCAGCUGUAUCGCCCUCGGCAGGGAUCUGUUGGCGAGAAAGCACUAUGCUUCUUCUGAGAUCGAAAAGAAACUUAUCCGAUUGACUACCGAACGCGCUGAGAUGAUGCGUCGGUGGGAAGAUCGAUGGGAAUAUCUGCAGCUGAUUUUGGAAGUGUAUCAGUUCGCCAGGGAUGCCGCCGUCGCUGAGGCAUGGUUACUCGCACAGGAGCCAUAUCUGAUUUCUAAGGACUACGGGCGAAAUCUGGAGGAGGUCCUGAAACUAAUCAAAAAACACGAAGCCUUCGAGAAAUCGGCUGCUGCUCAGGAAGAACGUUUCCAAGCGCUCGAGAAGUUGACCACCUUUGAGCUGAAGGAGUUGCAACGCCGCCAAGAAGAGGAGAAACAACGAAAGGCGACGACACCGAAAAAGUCUCCUCCCACGUCUCCGGAAAGAAUUGAAACGACGUUCCCCGCCGAAGGAGGAGGUAGAACUGAAACCGUUAUAGGUGGGGAGGCGCAAGAAAGUCCUGUAUUAAAAUCCCUGCAACCGUCCGAAAGCCCCAGCUGGCGGCUGAGUUUAAGUCGUCGUAAGCAUUUCGAUGCAGGGGACGUAAUUGGCACGGAAAGCAGAGAAGGCUUCGAAGGCUACCUGAUUCGCAAGCACACCUGGGAGACCUUCGAUCGCAAGGCCAGCAGCCGAUCAUGGGAGAAGUUAUACUGCGUGGUCCACGACAAGCAGUUCGAAGUCUACAAAGACCAAAAGCAUAAGGAUGACGGUGAAUUGUUCCACGCCGAGCAGCCGCUGUCGCUCAUUGCGUCUACGGUAGACGUUGCCGCUUCUUACACGAAAAGAAGAUUUGUCUUUUCUCUGAAAUUGCCAAACGGAGGGGAGUACCUGUUCCAGGCCCGGGAUGAGGAAGACAUGAAUCGUUGGAUCCAGCACUUGAAUGCGGUGAUCAACUCUUCCGAGUCUCCCGGUGCCGGCAGAGCCGCCACACUGCCCACCUCCCAACAGUCAUCGGGCAAGAAACGAUUCUUCCCAACGCUGAAGAAGAAAAUCUGA